This is a messenger RNA of Trichechus manatus latirostris (Florida manatee), 2142 nucleotides long. It is a transcript of the gene BLMH, whose product is annotated as bleomycin hydrolase. Gene Ontology annotation, molecular function: cysteine-type aminopeptidase activity. Gene Ontology annotation, biological process: L-homocysteine catabolic process; proteolysis; response to toxic substance. Gene Ontology annotation, cellular component: cytoplasm. Bases 115 to 1485 code for a protein of 456 amino acids. The record is from RefSeq and is a predicted model, not a curated record. The transcript is spliced from 12 exons. Lineage: Eukaryota; Metazoa; Chordata; Mammalia; Sirenia; Trichechidae.
CGUUCCGGGUGAGAUAGGCAGAUCGGGCCGGCUAGGCAGCGAUCCGCAGUACUAUCCCGGCGCUCAUCCGAGGACCACGAAAGCUACUGUUACUUUGUUGGGCAGUGUGGCGCCAUGAACGACGCAGCAGGGCUGAAUUCGGAGAAGGUAGCUGCUCUGAUUCAGAAGCUGAAUUCUGAUCCUCAGUUCGUACUUGCCCAGAAUGUCGGGACCACCCACGACGUGCUGGACUUCUGUCUGAAGAGGGCCACUGUGCAGGCUACUCAGCAUGUGUUCCAACACUCUGUGCCUCAGGAAGGCAAGCCAGUCACCAACCAGAAGAGCUCAGGGCGAUGCUGGAUCUUUUCUUGUCUGAAUGUUAUGAGACUUCCAUUCAUGAAAAUGUUAAAUAUUGAAGAAUUUGAGUUCAGUCAAUCUUACGUAUUUUUCUGGGACAAGGUUGAACGCUGUUAUUUCUUCUUAAAUGCAUUUGUGGACACAGCCCAGAAAAAGAAGCCUGAGGAUGGGAGGCUGGUGCAGUAUUUGCUUACGAAUCCUGCAAAUGACGGUGGACAAUGGGAUAUGCUUGUCAAUAUUAUUGAAAAAUAUGGUGUUGUUCCUAAGAAAUGUUUCCCUGAAUCUUAUACAACAGAGGCAAGUAGAAGGAUGAACGAAAUUCUGAACCACAAGAUGAGAGAAUUCUGUAUACGACUGAGGAACCUGGUACACUGUGGAGCAACCAAAGGAGAAAUCUCAGCCACACAGGAUGUCAUGAUGGAGGAGAUAUUCCGAGUGGUGUGCAUCUGUUUGGGGAAUCCACCAGAGACAUUCACCUGGGAGUAUCGAGACAAAGAUAAAAAUUAUCAGAAGAUUGGCCCCAUCACGCCCUUGGAGUUUUAUAGGGAGCAUGUCAAGCCAGUCUUCGAUAUGGAGAAUAAGGUUUGUUUAGUGAAUGACCCUCGACCCCAGCACAAGUACAACAAACUUUACACAGUAGACUACUUAAGCAAUAUGGUAGGAGGGAGAAAGACGCUAUAUAACAACCAGCCCAUUGACUUCUUGAAAAAAAUGGUUGCUGCCUCCAUCAAAGAUGGAGAGGCUGUGUGGUUUGGCUGUGAUAUUGGAAAACACUUCAAUGACAAGCUGGGCCUCAGUGACAUGAAUGUCUAUGACCAUGAAUUAGUGUUCGGUGUCUCCUUGAAGAACAUGAACAAAGCCGAGAGGUUGACCUUUGGUGAGUCACUGAUGACCCAUGCCAUGACCUUCACUGCCGUCUCAGAAAAGGAGGAUCAGGAUGGAGUAUUCUUGAAAUGGAGAGUGGAGAACUCAUGGGGUGAAGACCACGGCGACAAAGGUUACCUGUGCAUGACAGAUGAGUGGUUCUCUGAGUAUGUCUACGAGGUGGUGGUGGACAAGAAGCAUGUCCCUGAAGAGGUGCUAGCUGUCUUCGAGCAGGAACCCAUUGUCCUGCCAGCCUGGGAUCCCAUGGGGGCUUUGGCUGAGUGAUAAUGCCUCUACUUCUUUCCUCCUCCCAUGGGACCUGAAGUAGCUACAAAGGACAGAUCCAGCGACUGAAGCCAAAGUUACACAGGUGACUGUGUGUUCUUACAGGACACAGUCAGACUCUUGGUUUUCCAGUCUCCUCCAGGAACCUCUGGUGAAGUGUGCUUUAUGCUGAAACAAAACAUUCUUAAAAAAAAAAAAAAAAAUGGGGAAGAUCAGAUCAUACCAUCUACUCUCCUCAUCUCCAACAGCUCAGGAUCUCUUAGCAUUUUAAUCAUAUGUAAUUGUUUGUCAUAACUCUGUCAAAAACGUUUGGUUAAGUGUCUGUGUUUUAAUAAGACAGGGUGAGCAACUGAGGUGUAUGGGAGAAAACAGACCUGCUGCUCCUUGUUCCCGGAGUGGGAAAGGGGUAUUAUCCUUCAGUUUGAGCUCUGAAAAGGGAGUGCUGCCUGACAGCAUCACUGUCCUUCCUAUAUGGCAGUCACUGAAUUGAAUUGUUUCCGAGGCAAUCUUAUGUGCCUCUAGUAGCUUGAUGGUAACGGGUUUGUUUGUUUGUUUAAGCCCUAGAGUGGGAGGUUGAUCAAGUCUGAUGUGAUUCCUUCCCAUUGUCCUGACCUGUGGGGGAGCAUAGCUCUGCUUGAGUCAGGUUUAAGUAGAGGA